UAGGGUUGUUAGCAUCUUGCAGACAAAAUAAAAGUACACAAAAUGAGCAAUCCUGGUGAAGCAAGGAUACAGCACGUUAGGGCGAAAACGUUGACCUUGCAUUGGCACGAAGGUGCCGCUGCUAUAUAUAGUGUUGGAACGCAGCCCGGUAAGCCAGGAGAAAGGUCAGCCAGGCUCGUAACAGGCGGUGGAGACAACAAUGUGCGUAUAUGGAAGGUUAACUACAAUGAAGAAGGGUCCGAUGUUGUCGGAGUCGAAAUUUUGAGCAGUAUAACCAAACAUACACAGGCGGUAAACUGCGUGCGGUUCAACAGUACCGGUGACCUUCUGGCUACUGCAUCCGAUGAUGGGACUAUCAUGAUAUGGGAGAUGAGUGAUACGGUGGUACAAGAAUUUGGACAGGAUGUAGAUGAUGAUAUCAAAGAAAGCUGGGUUUUGAAGGUAGCGUGUUUUGCAAGCAAUAUGAGCGAGAUCUACGACAUAUGCUGGUCCCCUGACUCCAAAUACAUAUGCUGUGGGUUGAUGGACAACAUCAUACGAAUCUUCAGUGUUGUCACUGGAUCGAUGGUCAAGCAAAUAGCAGAGCAUAGUCACUACGUGCAGGGUGUUGCGUGGGACCCACGAGGAGAUUAUAUCUGUUCGCAAAGUGCCGAUCGAAGUGUGCAUGUCUACAAGGUGAGUACAAACGAAAGUGGAGAGUUGGUAGUCGGGCCGACGGCCUUUUACAAAAGCGUUAAGAGUGAGGUUCCUGCGUUAAAGUUCAGUCAAUUGACAAGUGAAAAUUUGUCGAAGAGUUCCGCUGUGAUAAGUUCACAGGAAAAAAGUUCCUCAAAUGUGUUUAACAGUAACAGCGGAGAUGUCUUUUCUGCUCCUGCAUCCAACAUCCCUCCAAUCUCCUACAAGCAACAUUAUCUCUACCAUAACGAAACUUUACAAUCCUUUUUCCGCCGAUUGACGUUUUCCCCCGAUGGAUCGAUACUCGUCACGACAUGUGGAAUAUACAAACCCAACGCUGAGAAUGGGAAGGAUGAAAUCCAGAACACUGUUUACGUGUAUACGCGUGCAGGAUUGAACAAGGGUCCUGUUGUGCAUCUCCCUGGUCUCCGGAAACCUGCCAUCGUUGUCCGGUUCAGUCCCGUGCGGUAUGCACUUUUUGAGACAUCUUCAAAUCGCCAACCGAACAAGCCUGAGGGGGCUGACGUCAAUGUGUUCAGCCUCCCUUACAGAAUGUUGUUUGCUAUUGCUACACAAGAUAGCAUCCUAAUUUACGACACGCAGCGCUUAAAAUGCGUGGUUGUCGUCACGAGCAUCCAUUAUGCAGUCAUCACAGACGUGGCUUGGUCGAGCGAUGGCCGAACAGUGUUUGUGAGCUCAAACGACGGGUUCAUUAGCUGCGUCGUCCUUGGUGAAGACAUCGUCGGA
Messenger RNA from Pichia membranifaciens NRRL Y-2026, 1422 nucleotides. RefSeq lists its product as hypothetical. Gene Ontology annotation, molecular function: protein binding. The annotation marks the transcript as partial. Gene Ontology annotation, cellular component: CAF-1 complex; nucleus. The transcript has 2 exons. NCBI's taxonomy places the organism in Eukaryota, Fungi, Ascomycota, Pichiomycetes, Pichiales, Pichiaceae. Gene Ontology annotation, biological process: nucleosome assembly; DNA replication-dependent chromatin assembly. The record is from RefSeq and is a predicted model, not a curated record.